Molecule: messenger RNA, 1890 nt
Organism: Acanthocheilonema viteae
Lineage: Eukaryota; Metazoa; Nematoda; Chromadorea; Rhabditida; Onchocercidae
Source: the annotation of a GenBank genome assembly
AUGGCUCUUGUAUAUUCCGGUAACCUGAUGGUGGCUGCUGCACGUAAUUACUUGUCCAUCGCGUCUGAAACGGACGGUGUUCUCCACCCACCAAUGAUCUGGGUGAUAUGUGUCCUAGAUUACACAGGAUUUUCGUCGCAACAACAAUCCUAUCUGAAAUCAAGUCGAAGGUUUACUCUCCGACAAUUUUCAGUGACGGCAAAUGUGUUUGUUCAUUUUGCGGAUGAAAACGAUAAAGCGAUGUGCAGCAAAGAUAUGCUUGUGGGCAGACAGAUCAAAAAAUCGUCGAUUUCACAGAUGGUAAUGGUGCAAAUGUUAAAAAAUGGUAUGCAGUCAGUUCAAAGGAGUGCCGCUGAUUUCUUUUUUUUGCAAAUACUGGGCGAAGGUUGUUUUUCUACGGUGUAUCGUGCUCGUGAAGUAUCAAGUGGAAAGGAAUUUGCGCUGAAAGUGCUCAACAAAGAUUUAAUUCGACGACAUGAUAAAGUACUGGUAGUGUCGGUUAUGCGUGAGAAAGACAUAAUGACUUCAUUGACUUAUUUGCACGGCGGACAUCCAUAUUUCGUAUCCUUAUAUUGUACUUUCCAGGAUCCCACUCGUCUUUACUUUGCUAUGACCUAUGCAAAAAAUGGUGAUUUGUUAACAUAUUUACAUCGUCUUGGUUCCUUCGAUGAAGACGUGACCUUGUUUUAUUCGGCUGAACUUGUAUGCGCGAUAGAUGUGCUCCAUAAAUGUGGCAUCAUUCACAGGGACUUGAAACCAGAAAAUAUUUUGCUUGGAGAAGAUUGGCACAUAAUGUUAUCUGAUUUUGGCACAGCGAAAUUUAUUGAUUCAGAGAAAAGCAAGUUAAACAUUACUAACAUGUUGAAUAUAAAGCUAGUAAACGUCAUUUUUUCACUGGAUGAAACAGAUACGAAAAGUGCUCUUCAGGAAGAACACCAUCGUAGUCGAUCAACAUUCGUUGGUACUGCUCAAUAUCUUUCACCAGAAGUACUGGUGGAUGGAGAAGUUGGCCCAUCAUGUGAUUACUGGGCUUUGGGUGCAAUAAUUUUUCAAAUGGUUUCUGGAUUGCCACCAUUUCGAGCUAUUAAUGAUUACCAUACUUUUCAAAAAAUUCAGAAGCUGGACUAUAGUUUUCCCGAAGGUUUUCCUGAUCUUUCCAAAGAUCUCGUUCGAAAAUUGUUGGUUUUCGAUCCUAAUAAACGUCUUGGUUCUGAAGAGACAGGCGGCAGUGAGGCUGUUCGUUCGCAUCCAUAUUUUGCCACAGUUGACUGGAAUAAUUUGAUCACAAAAACGCCACCGCCUUUUAAACCAUACUUACCUGCCAGUUGUGGAGAACCAGCCUUCCACAGCGAUUACCAUUUUCCAGAUAAUAUAGAACCCGGUCUUGAUGAUGCAGCGGUGACCCGCUUGCUAGGCCUUUCUUUAAAAGACUUCUGUUCUUCUAGCCAUAAUAGUAUUUUGGAAACAGAAGAACCAGAAUCAAUUGGAUUGCGUGAAAAAAAGCUGAAUAUUCAGCGGAGAGAACACAAAUACCAUCGUUUUGUGGGGGGCAAUUUGAUCAUUAAAAGUGGUUUAUUGGAUAAAAAGAAGGGAUUGUUCGCAAGAAGAAGGAUGUUUUUACUGACGGAAGGGCCACAUAUAUUUUAUGUGGAUCCCAUAAGUAUGGAAUUGAAAGGCAAAAUACCGUUCUGUCGAAAGUUACGAGUUGAAGCGAAAAAUUUUCGAACUUUCUUCGUGCAUACGCCGAGCCGUACUUAUUAUUUAUUUGAUCCGGAACGAAAUGCAUUGGAAUGGUGUAAAGCAAUAGAAGCUUUGCGUGAACAGUAUCUAAAUGAAUUACCAGAGGAGCCGGAUUCCCUGGAGAACAAAAAUACUAAGCGGCGACGAUAA